Molecule: messenger RNA, 2961 nt
Organism: Falco peregrinus (peregrine falcon)
Lineage: Eukaryota; Metazoa; Chordata; Aves; Falconiformes; Falconidae
Gene: PLS1
Product: plastin 1
Exons: 18
Coding region: 242-2155 (637 amino acids)
Biological process (GO): actin filament bundle assembly; actin filament network formation
Cellular component (GO): actin filament; actin filament bundle; cytoplasm
Molecular function (GO): calcium ion binding; actin filament binding
Source: RefSeq, a predicted model, not a curated record
AUAGACUCUGCGCUACCAAAGAAGUGCUUUGUUAUGCUGUCACUUCAGUUGUACUGCUUUCAGCUGGACUCCUCAACCAGAGGGAAAUAGACCAGUAACAACAGUGGGAAAGUUUCUCUCUCAUAUUUGAAUGGAAAUAUGGAAGACACCUUUCCAGCACUUCCUGCAGACUAUUUUUUCAUUACAAACAGAUCAAGAAUUCUUAGUAUAAGCAACUGAGGACACUUCUUGCUAUCCAAAGAUGGAAAACAACAUAACUACUAUAUCUCGUGAAGAGCUUGAAGAACUAAGAGAAGCAUUCAGUAAAAUAGAUAUCGACAACAGUGGGUAUGUCAGUGACUAUGAGCUUCAAGACCUGUUUAAAGAAGCAAGUCUACCCUUGCCUGGUUACAAAGUCCGGGAGAUAGUAGAAAAAAUCAUUGCAGUGACAGAUAGCAACAAGGACGGGAGAAUCAACUUUGAAGAAUUUGUCUCUAUAAUUCAGGAAUUGAAAAGCAAAGAUGUGAGCAAAUCUUUCCGAAAAUCAAUAAACAAAAAGCAGGGUAUUACAGCAAUUGGAGGAACAUCGGCAAUAUCUAGUGAGGGGACACAGCACUCUUAUUCAGAGGAAGAAAAAGUUGCUUUUGUUAAUUGGAUAAAUAAAGCUCUACAAGAAGACCCAGACUGUAAGCACCUCCUACCUAUGAACCCAUCAGAUGCCAGUCUUUUUAAAUCCCUUGCAGAUGGCAUCCUUCUUUGCAAAAUGAUCAACUUCUCACAACCAGAUACAAUUGAUGAAAGGGCUAUUAAUAAGAAGAAACUCACUCCUUUCACUAUUUCUGAAAACCUAAACCUGGCUCUGAACUCCGCAUCUGCCAUUGGCUGUACGGUUGUCAAUAUUGGAUCACAAGAUUUGCAAGAAGGAAGACCACACUUGGUGUUAGGACUCUUGUGGCAGAUCAUUAAAGUUGGUCUUUUUGCUGAUAUUGAAAUCUCCAGAAAUGAAGCUCUUAUCACCUUGCUAAAUGAAGGGGAAGAACUAGAUCAGUUAAUGAAGCUUUCCCCAGAAGAGCUUUUGCUACGCUGGGUGAACUACCAUCUGGCCAAUGCACGGUGGCAGAAAAUCAGUAACUUCAGCCAAGACAUUAAGGAUUCAAGAGCAUACUACCAUCUGUUAAAUCAGAUUGCACCCAAAGGAGAUGGCCUUGAUGAAUCGCCCAUUAAAGUUGACUUUUCAGGAUUUCAUGAUAAAAAUGACUUGAGGAGAGCUGAAUACAUGCUCCAACAGGCAGAUAAAUUGGGCUGCAGAGAGUUCGUAACUCCAGCUGAUGUGGUUGCAGGCAACCCUAAACUCAAUUUGGCUUUUGUUGCAAAUCUCUUUAACACAUAUCCAGCCCUACACAAGCCUGACAAUUCAUCUUACGAUCUCAAUUUAUUAGAAGAUUUGACCCCUCCUAAUGUAGGAGAAACUAAGGAAGAAAGAACUUUCAGAAACUGGAUGAAUUCACUGGGGGUGAGCCCAUACGUUAAUCAUUUAUACAGUGACCUCUCUGAUGCUUUAAUAAUUUUCCAAUUGUAUGAUAUGACUCGUGUACCGGUUGAGUGGAACCAUGUGAACAAACCUCCUUAUCCAUUACUUGGUAGUAAUAUGAAAAAGAUUGAGAAUUGCAAUUAUGCGGUAGAACUUGGGAAGGCAAAAGCCAAAUUCUCACUGGUUGGUAUUGCUGGACACGAUCUAAACGAGGGUAAUCCAACUCUGACUUUGGCUUUGGUAUGGCAGCUGAUGAGAAGGUAUACUUUGAAUGUACUGUCAGACCUUGGAGAAGGGGAAAAAGUAAAUGAUGAAAUUAUUAUUAAGUGGGUAAAUCAGACACUUACAAAAGCAAAUAAGAAAACUUCAAUUACAAGUUUCAAGGACAGAUCGAUUAGCACUAGUUUACCUGUCCUAGAUUUAAUAGAUGCUAUUGCGCCAAAAGCAGUUCGUCCAGAAAUGGUCAAGAGAGAAGAUCUUUCUUAUGAAGACAAAUUGAAUAAUGCUAAGUAUGCCAUUUCAGUUGCUCGAAAAAUCGGUGCUCGUAUAUACGCUCUCCCAGAUGAUCUGGUUGAAGUGAAGCCAAAAAUGGUGAUGACAGUGUUUGCAUGUCUGAUGGGAAGAGGACUGAACAAAAUAAAAUAAUGACAUACAUCGUAACUCUCUGCCAUGUUAAGCACGAUGAAUGCCUCGCAGUUUACAGAGUUCUGAAGCUUAGUGUAAAAUGAGAAUUUGUUUGCACAAAUAUACUUACUAAGUUUUAAUAAUGUGUUUAGUUAAAAUUUUAUUCAAUUUCAUAAUACAUCAAUUAUUUACGGGUAAUAUUGUUUUCAGAACAUGCUUGUUACCUAAUUAACAUCACAGAUUUGUAUUGCUUUAAAAAAACCACACUCCCUAUUAAUCAAGCCUCACAUGUAUUAAGUUUCCAUAGCAUUGUAAGUAUCUGCAUCAUUAUUUCAGGACCUCUUGUGAAACAUUGCUUGAUUUAGUGGAUGUUACUUUUGUGUAGUCAUAAAAGUCUCAAGGUGCAUUCCAGUCCUAUUACGUUACUCCUGACUGCUCAGAAGUUCUCAUCCUUGCCUUAUUCUUUGAGCGUUUAACUCCUGUUGAAGCCAAUGAGUCUUGUCAUUGAUUUUAAUCACAGCAAAUGAAGGCCUAUGAUAACACCAGGAAACUAAUGGAUAGAUAAAGCUGAUGAAACUUUUUUGUGAGAAUAAUCUUUAAAUAUAUGCAGUAGUACUGUUCUGUUACCAAGCAGGAACUUUUUAUGGUCUAUGUAUUAAGAAAAAAUAGGAAAUAGUAAGCUGAAACAUAAUUGUGUCACUGUAGCUCUGCUUAUGUGUUAGCUUUUGCAGUUGGACUAAGCAUCUGAUUAUUUUUUUAAUUUUUCAUAAAAUACUGUAUAAGAAGCCAAUAAAGAGCUGGCUAGCCCAGUUUGAUGUUUCACAUUA